CUAGCAACACGUGAAGGGGUAAAAUUGUUUUUUCUUCAUUUUCGUUUGAGGGAAUUCCUUCUUCUUGUUGUCAUCAGGCAAAACGAUGAUCAACAUUUCAUAAUGACUGUUAAUGAUCCGUUCGUUGCCAUUGGCUCGGCGGAUAAGCUACGACAAAAGUCUGCUCGUCAUCAUAUCACACUACGAAAUCGAACAAACACAAAUCGGUAUCAUUCUUUAUUGUUAUUCUCCUUUCCCAAAGUACAAAAGGAGGCGCAAUCAGGUGUGGAUUUGGGGAUAAAUGCAUCACAAUUUUAUUGCAUGGAAGCCGUUUGUCCUCACUUAGGAGCACCAUUGGAAAACGCAAGCAUCUAUGACGUUGAAGGGGAAGAAGAGGAGGAUAUUGAAGAUGCAGUGAUCGUUUGUCCUUGGCAUGAAUACGAUUUUUCCUUGAGUACUGGCGAAUCAUCUACCGGUCUCAAAGCAUGUGUAUUUGCGGUCGAAGUACGAUCAGAUGGCCAGGUGUGGGUGCAACAACCUUCCAACGAAGGAGGCUGGGAUGUGAUCGAGGUUCGCCCAGUCAGUGAAGCUCAAACCCAAGGACGCGAAGUUCAUGCAAAGGAACUGCAUACAGCAAUGCAGAACGUGUCUCUAGACCAUUCUGCAGAUGCCCCCGAUGCACCCUUACCCGACCCAGAACCUCUUCCAAAAACGCUCGUCGAAUGGGCUGUUCUGGUGUUAAACACCCCAGAACCAAGAGAAAAAGUCCAUUAUACCCGCUUAGCUGCACGAGCUUUCCGUUCAGGUCAAUGCAGGAUCAUAGGAGGUGGGAGACGGGAUUCUAGUGAAAACUCGACGAGAUGGCUGAGAAAGGAGAGUGAAACGCCACCCGCUGUUCCUCCUCGUUUAUCCGAUGCAAAAGUAGUCCGACCUGGACAAGAAGGCAGACGAGGAAAAGGAGGAAGUGAAAGAAGUCGAAUCGCUAUGCUUCAUUCUUUGGCCAAUAUUGAACAAUGGGCUAUUGAUUUGGCAUGGGACAUCAUUGCAAGAGCACCCGAAUUGUACGCUAAAGCAAAAGAAGGCAAUUCCCCUUUACCUGUUCAGUUCUUCUCUGAUUUCGUCAAAGUGGCAGAAGAUGAAGCAAAGCACUUUUCGCUUUUGCAAAACCGACUGCAUCAAAUGGGUGCUCGAUUUGGUGAUUUACCGGUUCAUCAUGGUCUUUGGGAUAGUGCAACGGAAACGAUGCAUAGUUUGGAUGCACGAUUGAGCAUCAUCCAUCUUGUUCAUGAAGCACGCGGUUUGGAUGCCAAUCCUUUGACGAUCAAAAAGUUCGAUAAUGCCGGUGAUAAGGAUUCUGUAGAGGUCUUGACAAUUAUUCAUUUAGAUGAAGUCACUCACGUCUCUGCGGGCCAUCGUUGGUUAACGUAUUUAUGUGACGAAACGGAGCAAUCGCCGAUCGAAGUCUUUCGUAAAAACGUUGGCCGUCAUUUUGCGGGAAAGUUGAAAGGGCCAUUCAACGCCAACGAUCGAUCAAAAGCAGGCCUAACGCGAGAGUGGUAUGAGGAUUUGGUGGGUGAAAAGGCAGGAGGCCCUAUUGGAGUUGCGCGAUCCGAAAUUCCAGGGGGUUAGAAUCAUGUAUCUAUAGUUCGAUCAAUGUAGCAUAAUAUCACUUUCUUGAUGAGAAAGGGUGUGUGGGUAAGAAAAAAGAC
Meira miltonrushii is the source of this 1688-nucleotide messenger RNA. RefSeq names its product DUF455-domain-containing protein. Gene Ontology annotation, molecular function: 2 iron, 2 sulfur cluster binding. NCBI's taxonomy places the organism in Eukaryota, Fungi, Basidiomycota, Exobasidiomycetes, Exobasidiales, Brachybasidiaceae. Bases 103 to 1608 code for a protein of 501 amino acids. The record is from RefSeq and is a predicted model, not a curated record. The transcript is spliced from 2 exons.